AUGGCCACGCCUCCCGCCCCGCAGCGCAACUUCUUCGCGCAAAAAACCCAUCGGUUCCUCGCGGCGCUGGUGUUCCGCGACUUCCGUUUUCUUGCCCUGGCGUCGCUGAGCAGUGGGAGCGGUGCGUGGGCUCUGAUCGUCGCGCGCGGCGCAUGGGUUUACAGCAUUCCCGAGCUGCAGGGCAGUUGGGGCCUGUGGGUCGGCUUGAUCACCUUCGCCGCCAUGUCGCCGCGGUUUUUCGCGACUCCCUUCAUUGGGUACCUCGCCGACAAGAUGACCCGCAAGACCCUGCUGCAAUGGGUCUACGCCCUGCAACUGAUCCAAGCUUCGAUCAUGGCUAUCUUGGUGAUGAUCGGUGUCGAUAACCCGUGGUAUGUGCUGAUGCUAGCCGUCGUGAACGGCACCCUCCGCGCGACCCAGCAGACCGCCGCUCAGUCGUUGACGCCAAACUUGGUGCCCCGGGAACGGCUACCCAACGCCGUGGCGUUGAACGAAGCCAUGCAGCAGGGUUCCCGCGCCGUCGGUCCCGCUAUUCUGUUGGCUGUUUCCGCUUCGGUGGGCAGCAGCGUCCUGUUCGGUGGGGCCGGCGCGGCGUUCAGCAUCCAGAACCUGGUGCUCACCAUAGGGACGUCCGCGAUCGUGUUCUGGGCCUGCGGGGUCUUCUAUCUGGUUGCCUUGGUGUCCGCGCUCAGCAUUCGUACCGUAUCGUCCGGCGUCAUUGACCGGCGGCGCAGUUUCUGGGCCAAUACCGCCGCCGGGUUCGUUUACUCGUACAGCACUCCCCUGGUGUUCGGCAUCAUUCUCAUGGCCCUGGCCCACUGCGUGCUGGUCAUGUCCUUCGAGUCGAUGCUACCCCCACUCGCCUUGGAGAAGCUGUCCCCGGAUGGGGUCACGUUUAGCGAGAAUGAUGUUUACGCGCUGAUGACUGCCCUGGGCAUUGGAGCCUUGCUCUCUUCGAUUUUCGUGGGCGGAAUCGCCAGCCACAUGACGCGCGGCCGGGUUUUCCUGUUCCUCGGUUUCACGAGCAGCCUGACCCCCAUUGGGUUGGGGCUCUCCGCCCAGACCGGCAUAUCCAUGUUCGCCGCGAUUUUGAUGGGGUUGGGUACCUCCGGCUUCAUGACCAUCACCCACACCAUAAUCCAGUCGGUUGUGCCGGACGACAUCCGCGGCCGCGUCUCCUCGGUGUAUUCCAUGCACGUCGGCGGCAGCAUGGCAUUUGCCAACCUGCUCUACGGGCGCUUGGCGGACUUCUGGUCCCCGGGCAACGUUAUGGCCGUGGCCGGCGCCGCAUUUACCCUCGUGGUGGUUGGGACACUGAUUGGCAGCGGUUUCUGGCGCGGCAUCUACUUCCGCGGCGAGGCUCGCCCGGUAGUGGCUGCCGCCAGCCCGGCCGGCGGAGACGAUUAG
Messenger RNA from Geodia barretti, 1407 nucleotides. The record is from the annotation of a GenBank genome assembly. NCBI's taxonomy places the organism in Eukaryota, Metazoa, Porifera, Demospongiae, Tetractinellida, Geodiidae.